GCAAAAGCUCGAGCGGAGCCGAAGCAGAGCGUGCCAGCCCGAUACGGCGACCGCGUGUCCGGGCGACCGCAGCCGUCCGCAAGAGCCCGCCGGUCGGCCCGCGGCGAACUCUGGCCGGCAAGCUAAGGGGCAGCCCCAGCGCCGUCGAGCAGCAGGUCCACCACCGGCGACAAAGAAACGGCGGCGCGGGACGAUGCCCCCCCUCCAGACGCCCGUACGACAGGAGAGCAAGGAGGACAUCGAGAGGGAAUCAGAUAAAAAACUGAGUCGCGAGCAGACGGAGCGGAUGCUCGUCGACGUGAGAAAGCGCGUCCGGAAGCAAAAGGCCAAGACCUGGACCAUCGAUCCCGUGAGAUGUAGGGAGGCGCAGUGGUGGGACGCCGUCAUUUGUUUAGCGUUAGUUUAUACCGCUCUGGUACCCCCAGCAGAAGUCGCGUUCACGCCACCGCAGAAGAAAGUCAAAGUCAAUGCCCUGUUCUGCAUCAACCAGGUGGUCAACUUCGUGUUUUUUGCGGACAUGAUCUUGCAGUUCUUCCUGCAUGUCCAACUCCCGAAGCACAAAGGCGGCGUCUGGAUAAGGAACCACAAGAAAAUAAUAAAAAGGUACCUGAAAGGGGCAUUUUUUGUGGACUUUGUGUCGAUCAUACCUUUUUCUGCUCUGACCUUUACGGGCAUCAAGAUUUUCAACAACCUCCAGAUGGCUCGACUGUUACGUUUAUUGAGGCUCAUGAAACUACUGAGGAUGUUCCGCGGGAGUCGCUUGAUCAUGCGCUAUAGAGCAAGCAUGACUCUCAGCAUAACGGGAGCGAAUUUGAUAGGGUUUAUCAUAUUUACGGUGUUAGCUUCCCAUUGGUUGGCGUGCACGUGGGGGUUCUUGGGCAAUCAAAUAGGACGCGAUAGAAACUCGUGGAUGGCUCCGUUCUUAGAACCGGACUACUUGAAGGGAAAAGCGGAGGACGAGGAGUGGUUCUCGCCGAGUGGCUUACCGGUACCGUGGGACGUGCAAAACCCGCAGAUCCAGUACCUGAUGUGCUUGUACUUUACAUUGACCACAUUGACGACUGUUGGUUAUGGCGAUGUCCACGCUCGGAAUGUGGCUGAAAGGGCCGUUGUUUCCGUAAUGAUGCUCUGUGGGGGAUUGAUGUGGGCCUGGAUCAUCGGUGCCGUGACCCAAGCCGUCACGACGCUGGAUGUCAAAAAAAUACAGUACAACCAGAUCUAUGACCAGAUCAACUGGAUGCUCUUGGAUCUCGGGGUCGAUGCGCGACUGUGUAGAGAUUCUAGGGAGUUUUUGCUGAAUAGCGUCGAAAUUCAGCGAAGACUGGAGUAUUCGCGUCUCAUACAACAUCUCAGUCCAGAUUUGAGAUGCAAGGUCUGCGAGAACGUGUUCAGUCAUAAAUUGAACGUCGUACCUUACUUCCGACAUACGUCGCAGCUGUUAAGGCUGGGUAUUUUUGAAAGAUUGACCCAUUUGUUGUUUGCACCCGACGAAGUCAUUCUGAGGAGAAAGACCUUGAUGAUCAUCGAGAAUCAUGGCUACAUCGGCUGCCAGGGUCGGUUGUACAUGCGGGGCCAGCCCGUGUUCCUCGACUUCCUGACGGCGGACGAGGAUCCGCCGCCGCGCGCGUUAGCGUUGAAAUUCACGGAGGUCUCGGCACUCACUAGAUCCGCCUUAGACGCGGCCUGUGCGGACAACCCGAACGAUACGUAUCGGAUCACCAAAGCUCGGGUCUACUACGGCUUAUUGAAACUAGCGAGAGAAAUAAUAGCCUACUGCUCGGAGUUGGAAGGCUUAUCCGCGAAGACGCACUGCGGGCGGAACUCGCGCAAGAGCAUGGCGAAAAAUGUGGCGCAACAGUUGGUGGCCCAUGGGCACUCGCCGACGCAAUUGCGGCGACUAGCCUCGCACAACAACCCGCGCAAGCGCUUCGGCAAGGCAUGGGCCGUCAGUCUGCAUCCCAGCGCUCAAGUGUCGGAGGCUGAGAGAGUUGACGCAGAGGAGUUCUCGCUCAGCGCGCCCUCUUCGGAUUUCGCGUCGGCGCUCGACGCGUUACGGAAGACGUCGUUGACCGAGGAGCAGGCGCGACUCGUGUCGCGAUUAGCGGAAACUCUGGAACCGCCGAGGCCCGCGGGCCCCGACGCGGCGCAGAUCUACAUGGUCCCCGCGCGCGUUGCGGGUGGGGCUAUUGUCCGGGAAGGUGUGGAACUCGACUCGCCGAUCGUGGCGACCUGCCCUCCCGGUACUGCUCUUACAAUUACUGGAGAGGGCACCGCGGCCAACGGUACAGCUCGUUUGAGGGUGUCGCAACCAGUAUCAGGCUGGGUCUCCACGAAGUCCGUGGACUUCGUCGCGCCGCCUCCCACACCGACUCUGAAAGCGGCGCCGUCGACGCCGCGGCGCCACUCGACGCCGCGGCGCGCGCGCGAGUCCGAGGGCCGGCCGUUCUCGCGCUGGCGCGCGUGAGGUAAGCUUCUUUUGUGACCCUA
Messenger RNA from Pelagomonas calceolata, 2487 nucleotides. NCBI's taxonomy places the organism in Eukaryota, Pelagophyceae, Pelagomonadales, Pelagomonadaceae. The record is from the annotation of a GenBank genome assembly.